Tachysurus vachellii is the source of this 4889-nucleotide messenger RNA. RefSeq names its product dynein, cytoplasmic 1, light intermediate chain 2 (gene dync1li2). Gene Ontology annotation, cellular component: centrosome; cytoplasmic dynein complex. The record is from RefSeq and is a predicted model, not a curated record. The transcript has 13 exons. Bases 37 to 1512 code for a protein of 491 amino acids. Gene Ontology annotation, biological process: microtubule cytoskeleton organization; microtubule-based movement. NCBI's taxonomy places the organism in Eukaryota, Metazoa, Chordata, Actinopteri, Siluriformes, Bagridae. Gene Ontology annotation, molecular function: dynein heavy chain binding.
UGCCGCCUCCCUUUGUGGUUUGUGUUGAGAUACAAGAUGGCGCCGGUGUUGGAGAAGAAACUGCUGGGUGCAGCAGCAGGGACAGAAGACCGCACCAUGGACAGCGCCCAGGAGGAGGAAGGACACAACCUGUGGUCCUCGAUCCUCAGCGAGGUGUCGACACGUUCCAGUACCAAACUGCCCUCUGGGAGGAACAUCCUGCUGUUCGGUGAUGACGGAUCGGGGAAAACGACGCUGAUGACGAAACUCCAAGGAGUGGAACACAAUAAGAAGGGCAGAGGACUGGAGUAUCUGUACCUGAACGUUCAUGAUGAAGACAGAGACGACGUGACUCGCUGUAACGUGUGGAUUCUGGAUGGAGACGUUUAUCACAAAGGCCUGCUGAAGUUCACCGUAUCCUCUGAGUCUCUGAAGGACAGUGUGGCCGUGUUUGUGGUGGACAUGUCCAGACCCUGGUCCAUCAUGGAGUCCCUGCAGAAGUGGACCAGUGUCCUGAGAGAACACGUGGACAAGCUGAAGAUUCCCCCUGAGGACAUGAGAGACAUGGAGCUGAGGAUGGUCAGGGCAUUUCAGGAGUAUGUGGAACCUGAGGAGGCGACUCCGUCCUCCCCUCAGAGACGAGGAGAUGAUGAGUCAGUUUUGCUGCCACUGGGAGAAAACGUCCUCACACACAACCUGGGAAUCCCUGUGCUGAUCGUCUGCUCUAAGUGUGAUGCUGUGACCGUGUUGGAGAAAGAUCAUGACUACAGAGAAGAGCAUUUUGACUUUAUUCAGUCGCACCUCAGGAGAUUCUGCCUGCAGUAUGGAGCUGCUCUGAUCUACACUUCAGUAAAAGAGGAGAAGAACCUGGACCUUCUGUACAAGUACAUGGUGCACAAACUGUACGACUUCCACUUCAGCACUGCAGCCUUAGUGGUGGAGAAAGACGCAGUGUUCAUUCCGUCUGGGUGGGACAACGAGAAGAAGAUCUCCAUCUUACAUGAAAACUUCACCACUGUCCGGCCUGAAGAUCCGUUUGAGGAUUUCAUCAUCAAGCCGCCUGUACGCAAGUUAGUCCAUGAUAAGGAGAUAAACGCUGAAGAUGAGCAGGUCUUCCUCAUGAAGCAGCAGUCUUUGUUAGCCAAGCAGCCGGCGACUCCAUCACGAGCUACAGAAUCUCCUGCACGGACAGCGUCUGGUUCUCCUCGGCCCACCGUACGCACCGGACCCACCAAUGUAGCGAGUGUGUCUCCCAUGACGACUGUAAAGAAACCUGACCCCAACAUUAAAGGUGCUGCUGCAAAUGAGGGUGUUUUGGCAAAUUUCUUUAACAGUUUGUUGAGUAAAAAAACUGGAGCUCCUGGAAGUCCAGGAACAGCUGGAACAGCAGGAGCAGCAGUGCAGGGAUCAGCCAAGAAAACAGGGCAGAAGCCGGCUCUGAGUGAUGUUCAGGCAGAACUGACACGCAUGACGCACAAAUCUGACUCCACCGUCACGGCCAAUCACAGAACAGUGCCGGAGAAUGAGGAGUAAACACAUCAGACACACACACACACUUAUGUUCUCUGAAAAGCCUGAACAUAAAACAUAUUUAUAAACAUAAUGACCAAAUUCCCACUGUGUGUGUGUGUGUGUGUGUGUGAGUGAGUGUGUGUGUGAGAGAGAGAGACAAAUUGAAGGCAAUUAGAUCUAUUUGAAUAUUAAUUCCAAACUUUAUUGUUCAUUUUUUUGAGGUUUAAAGAAGAAUGCAUGAGAGUAUGUGUGUGUGUGUGUGUGUGUGUGUGUGUGUGUGUGUGUGUGUGUGUGUGUGUGUGUGCGCGUGUGGAACUUCACACACUCAUGUUCUUGCAAACCUGCUGCUGUUUCUCGUUCUGCUUUACCUGAUGGAAACAGAAAAAAGAGGAAAGAAAGAUGGAUGAGGGAGUAAAAGAGAGACGAGUCCCUUCAGUGUGGACGAACGUGAACGUAGCGACGAUGUUAAAGUGUAUUUAUGUAAAAAGGAACUGGGACGUUAAGAGCUUUCUCUGGUGUAACAGCGCUGACAUCAUGACACUAAUCCGAUGCCUUUUUUGCGUAACUGAUUCUGUAAAUAUGCACACGAUGGUGUUUGCUUUGGUCUCAUUCUUUUUUUGUAUAAAGUUCAAAUUUAUAAAGAAGUCUUCAGAUUUAGACUAAAGUCUUUGCAUGACAUGGAACUUAUUUUGUUUUUGUUUAUUUUGUUCCUCGACUCCCAAAGUGCCUGUUGUAGAGGAGAUGCACUGUAGCGCCGUCGGUCACAACGCCCCUUCUGUAAUUUAUUCUUUUUUGCAGGUUUUCAUCAUGGCUUCGAUCCACCUUUCAUAUGACAUCAGUAUGUUUUAUAAAUCGUUAUUAACACGUUCUGGGUUCCUGUGCUGCUUUUUUUGCCCUCGUUCACGUGUGUUUACGUCUCUUCCGCAUCCCGACUGAGUCGAGGUCUCGUCUCUGUGAGUCUUCAUAUCACACCGUCACCGACCCAGCAGACUUCCUGUCCCGGGUGCCAAUACUUUUACUUUUAUUUGCAGUAGAGUGUCCUUAUUAUUAUUAUUAUUAUUAUUAUUAUUAUUAUUAUUAUUAGAUUAUUAGAUUAUUAGUGAGACUGGUUUCGUCUCGUCAGGUUACAGAAUACAGUCAGAUACAAUCAGUUAUAAAUGUCACAUUUCUGCUUCACAGAUUAAGGCUCUGUACAGUGAGAUGAACACACACACACACACACACACACACACCCCUGUACACACCUAUACACACACACACACACACACACACACACACCCCUGUACACACCUAUACACACACACACACACACACACACACCCCUGUACACACCUAUACACACACACACACACACACACACCUAUACACACACACACGCACACACACACACCCCUGUACACACCUAUACACACACACACACACACACACACCCCUGUACACACCUAUACACACACACACACACACACACCCCUGUACACACCUAUACACACACACACACACACACACACACACACCCCUGUACACACCUACACACACACACACACCCCUGUACACACCUAUACACACACACACACACACACACCCCUGUACACACCUAUACACACACACACACACACACACACACCCCUGUACACACCUACACACAUACACACACACACACACACACCUACAUACACACUCUCUCACACACACACACCCUAUUUGAAAACAGUGGUCUUUCCCAGAAUCGGAGUUCAUUAUUAAUCCACCGGAUCUCUGGAAGCUGCUGCUGUUUGUUUAGAAGAUUUAUAUUAAGUUCUGACUCUCGAUCAGUUCGAGUCUCAAUGGAACGACUUGAAACAUUUUAACUCACUCAACUUCUUGUGUUGACCUGAUUAGACAUUUUUCAGGUUGGUCUCGCAGAGCAUUUUGGGUAAUUUGUGCUCUGCAGUGACACGAAGUCUGUUUUCACCUGAUAAACCAGGUCAGGUCUAAAGCAGAGCAGCUCUUAAACUAGCACUGGGUGAUGAUGGUGGUGGUGAUGAAGAUUUGUUAUGGUUAUUAUUUAGUGGAUGAGGAGUGCGAUGAGACGUACUGAAACACAGCUGCAUCUCAAGUCAUUUCAGUGUGAAACAUUUUCUCUUUAGACUCUUAAUUUUAAACGUGGUCUUGAUCCUGUUUUGUGUUAAAUGUCUGUGGAGAGCGAGCGGGAAACAUUCCUCAUAGUUCCACAGCAGCUCCGUGUAGGGAAAUGAUUCAUGAUGCUUCCAUUUUCUAUUUUUGUUAUGAUCUCAGAUCUGAUUAUUGUACAUUAUAAAGGUUUAUUUUAGAUUUUAUUUGUGAGAAUCAGAGAGUCUGAGAAGAAGCGUGACCGAGGAAAACAAAACAAAAAAGGAAAAUUGGAACCAAAGAAAGAGAGAGAGAGAGAGAGAGAGUGUGUGUGUGUGUGUGUGUGUGUGUGUGUGUGUGUGUGUGUGUGUGUGUGUGUGUGUGUGUGUGUGGCAUCCUAAACACAUCCCAGGUGGUGUUUCAGUUUAGUGUUUUUUUUUUUCUCCACCUGGUGAACUCAUCAUCAUUCCAUCUCUCGCACUUCUUCUGUCUUCACUCGUCUGUCUCACUGCGUUCGUUUCUGAAUCCUCUCACGAUCACUUUUGUCUCUUUAAGGGAAGAGACCACAAGGUCUACCUUUUAAUUUGGUAUUCAUUUUGCAUGAUUCUUCUUCUGAUUAUUACUUUUCUGAAUAAGAAUGAAGAUGGAGAUUUUUUUCUUCCUCUCAAGCACACAAUCUGGACUAAUGUACAUUUUAGUUGUUAAAGCACUUCCAAUAAAAUGCGUUACUAUUAAACUCCAGUUUAUCUGCAGCUGUGUGUCAGUGUAUGGCGUCUCGUCCACCUCACUGGUGAACAGUUUGUCACGUUUCCACACGUCUCCAUGUUAAAGGAGAAUCCAGAGUUUGGGCUUUUAGCUGAACAGCAGGACAUUAUUGAUGUCAGAUUAAAUGAAGUCUUUCAAUGUUUGUUUUUUUUUUUCCCUUUUUUUUUCCAGAGUUCAGUGCAGUAAGAUCAACCUUGAUUUUAUUAUUUUUAUUAUUAUUAUUUUUAUUAUUAUUAUUAUUUUUUUUUUUACAAUGAGCUUUGUAUAUAAAUUGACCUGUAUGAAUAAAUCUGUUGGGUGUUUAAGACACGUCAGAUAGAGCAGGAUUUUUUAUUCGCGGAGUUUAAGAUGCUGUGUACUGUGUAACUGAAGCACUUCCCCACUAGUCCACUUCCUGUAUUAACGGGUUUUCACACGUUUUCUCUGUAUUACAUGCGUGUGACUGUAAGCCUUUCUCCUGAUGCAGUAUAACGGAUCCUCAGAGUCGCUCGCUUUUCUGCCAAUAAAGCAAAAGGAAACAGCUUCAAUAAAUCAUGCAGACUCCA